AUGAAGUUCUUACAAACGUUUAUCACAAUCAACGCACUGCUGUUUGCAGCGGUGGAGGCGAGUCCUGUUGUCGAGUUCAGUGCGCAGGGUGAGGUUGCUGUUGCCGAGGCGAACAAGGCAUUUGAGGAGCCAUCAUUCCAGUGGGCUGAUAUUCCUCGGUUGUACAAGCGUGCUCGAGUUGGUGGUAGUCGCGUUGGCUCCUCCGGUUCGCGCUCUGGCUCUACCUCCUCUGGCUCGUCCUCUUCCGGUUCAACAACCGGUUCGUCAGGAUCUACUGGUUCCUCUUCUGGCUCGACUACGGGCAACAGAGGUAAUCCACCGCCCUACACCGCCGGCGCUUCCCCACCACCAUACUCCUCCAUCUCCAAUGCCGGUGGACGAACAAUCCGAGGCUCGGGUACACCUAAGGCCUCAGGUGGCUACUACUCCGGCGGUUCCGCAGUCCCCUACCGUGCUGGUGCCCGCAGCCCCAUUGGCAUCUACCCCUUCUUCCUCCCUCCCUUCUUCCUCUUUGGCGCCUACGGAGCCUACUCCUACGGCUACUACGGCUAUCGCCUCAACCGCACCGAAACUUACCACAACGAAACCACAAACGCAAAUCAGACCUUGCCAGUCGUCUGUGUCUGUCAGGAAUACGAGACAUGUGGCUGUGACGCGAACGAUGCGGGGAAUUUUACGUUGCCGGCGGGAGUGUCCAGUGCGGUUAUUAACGGGACGGAGUAUGCCAUUGUGAACGGGAGUUUGGCGAAUGGAACUACCAGUGAUGGAGGAACGGACGCGAGUAGCGACAGUGAGAGUACCUCCAGUUCUUCGAGUUCGAGUGAGGCGAGUGCGGCUAUGCCGGUGAGGGCGGAGACGUUGGGGUGGGCUGUUGUUGGAGCCACGUUGAUGGGGUUGGCGAGUCAGGUGAUGUAA
Molecule: messenger RNA, 915 nt
Organism: Saitoella complicata NRRL Y-17804
Lineage: Eukaryota; Fungi; Ascomycota; Saitoellomycetes; Saitoellales; Saitoellaceae
Exons: 2
Coding region: 1-915 (304 amino acids)
Source: RefSeq, a predicted model, not a curated record